CCACGCGGGUCGUGCUACCGGCCUCAAGAAGAAGGGAAAGGAGGAAGGAGAGAGACACCAAGGGCGGCUCCGAAGAGGAAAGGGGACUUUGGUAGUCGGAAAUCGCCCAUGAAUGGCCGCGUCGGGGGCCUCGGAAGGAUGGGCGAGAGAGCAAAGGAGUGACCCCCGCUUUGCCGAGGCCCAGCAGCACAGAUCGCUGGACCUGAGGCUGGGGGCGCUGGGCUUUGGGGGCGCUGCCUCCUGAAUUGGGGUGCGUUUCCUCUUGACGCGGGAGCCACUGGACUUUGAAGGGCAGCAAGGGUUUUCCCCUCGAGGCAGACGCCCGAUUUCUUCUUCAUCUUCUUUUCGUCCUCCUCCCGAGUCCUGUCUUCGUCCCACAGCUGGCGAUGGAGGUCCCGGCGCCGGUGGGCUGCACGGAGGUCCCUCUGCCCCCCGACCUGAAGGAGCUGGAGAGCAAAGUGGGGCAGAGGCCCCCCGAAGGGCUGCUGCGCUGGCUGCGGGAGGACCCCACGGCGCACUUGCUCCGGAGCAGCCCCGGCCGGGGGUUGCGCCACGGCUUGGGCGAGAAGAUCAAGGCUCUGAAGCUUGAGCUGGCCUGCCUCAGAGCAAUUGAUAUCAAGAUCCUGCAGCAACUGUUAGCAGUGAAUGAGGGCAUAGAGGCAGUGAAGUGGCUACUAGAGGAGAGAGGGAUGCUGACCAGCCGUUGCAGCAGUCUCACCAGCAGCCAGUACAGCUUAGUAGAGAGUCAAGAGACAUCUCGGCGGGGCAGUUGGAACAGCCUUCAGGAUCCUAAUGACAAGUUGGACAGUAUAUCUAUUGGCAGCUAUUUGGAUACCCUGGCUGAUGAUAUGGAUGAAUAUGGACAAGGACCUUCCAUAGAACCAGUCAUGUCAUCCACCCCAGGCAGGCCACUGGCUAGAGCUGAACUGGAAAGUUCAAAGGCUGACUUAGACAGAACUCUUCCUGCCAAGAAAGACAAAGAACAAGAGAAAAACAAACCCUACCUUGAGAGGGUCCCUAGUUUGGUUAAAAGCCAAAGUGAGCCAAAGAGACCCACUGUGCAAUCGCCACCAAUGGCUAAUGGGCUUCAGAGUAGACAAGUUCCAGGACUGGAGCAGAGCACUGAGGCUAAAUUGCCUUCAUCAGCUGCAGAGCAGUCAAGCAAAGGCAGCCCAGCAGGAAAAUUUUAUAGGAAUAGCAAAGCUGACUUGGAGAACUGCAUGAUCAACAGCAGGAGGCACUUGGAGUAUGAUGCCCACUGGCAGUGGGUUCAGUCUCAAGAUGAUGUGACGUUCUUGUAGCAUCCAAGGCCAAGAGGUCUAGGUCAACAAUGGCAAGCUGAAGGCCUCAAGGCACUAGUUGUGAGCACUGUUGGCUGUAAGCUAUAUGUUUCUUGCCAAAAUGGUUGCCUUUGAUGGCGAAUACACUGGUGGACAAAAGAUAUGUCUACUACACAGAUUGCAUCAGUCCUUUUUUAUAUUCAUCCUCCACCCAACAGCAGUCUUGUUUCAGAUGAAACCCCUAUUUUGGAUGAACUAGUGGUCUGCUAUCACUACAUUUGCCAGUCUUAUGCAAUUUGAUUAACUUCCAAAUGUUCUGUGGAUGCUGUGUUGUGAUCAUACACUGUUCACCUACAUGAGAGUUGUAGGCUGCCUUGGGCAUGAUUACCUUAAUAGCAACUGAUCACAAUAAUAGUCAUUAUUGUAAUCAGUGCUUCCAGAAGGAGAAUGUGUUUGCCUAUUCCUGUUCAUAUCACAUGUUAUUCAUGACUUUGGUUUGGAUGAAGGAUUACUUUUUUGACACUGUGCCCCUUUUCAUCAGUCCCAUUAUUAUUCAGGAUUUAUAUCCCUUUACUUCUGAUUUCAGUCCUGGGUUUAAAGAAAGGGUGGAUUACAAUUAAUCCAACAAUGAAAUAUGCAAAUUCAGUUGACACUGUACUCACCAUGGAAAACAUAUUUUCAGUGGCAAGCAGACUGAGUUCCUAAGUUUGGAAUUGAGGGCAGCUGGGUGAACGUGAAAGUAUAUGUGUGCAUAUGGUUAUCAUAGUGGCCAGAAUCAUAUUGGUGUCUCAAGAAUGUGCAAAUUUCCCUAUGAAAAGCAGAAUUUUUAUACCACUGACAUGUUUAAGAAUGUAUCAACCAAGAUGGGACUUUACCUUUUACUCAUGCUUUGCACUUCCUUACUGAAUGAACAUGAAAAUGAGAAUGUUGUCCUUUAAUUGUAACUUGGUCAUUCUGUGGUUUAUGGUCUAGAGCAGGGCUUCUUAAACUUUUUUACUUGUCAUCCCUUUCUGAUUGAGAAAUGUUUAUGCAAACCCAGCUAUAUAGGUGUAUAAAAUAGCUAUAAAAAUGAACAUUUACCAAUAACAAAUCAGCAUUUUUAUGAAGUACAGCUGAAGCAUCUUCUCCAGAGUCCACUGUAAAUACUGUACAACAGAUUCAUGUAAAUGUCUAAAAAAACCGUUAGAUAAUGUUCAGAAUUUUUUUUACUGUUGUCAAAUUUUCCAAAACCCUAACAUUGCAUUAAGGGAACCUCAUUUGAGAUCAGGGCUGACAGUUUAAGAAGCCGUGGACUAGAGCAGGAAAACUAUCAGAUAUUUAUUACAAUUUAUUACAAUAUUUAUAUCCCGCCCUUCUCACCCAACAGGGGACUCAGGGUGGCUUACAGAUACAGAUAGAGAUACUCACGUUUAAAUUAAGCUGUAACAAAUUCUGUCAACUCAUCUGAGUUUAGGAAAGAGGAAUAACACACAUAAAAAACAGAAUUCUAGGAAAAGUGUUUUUAUAUAUAUAGUACAACCCCCUUAUUGGCAAACUCAAAAUCCAUUGUUACAUAUACCCAUACUCUAAAAAAAAAAAAAAAACCUUCCCGAAAGUAUUUGUGGAUUUCUCUAAAUCCUUUAGUGUGAUUCUAUGGUAUGCUUCCAACCCAAGUACAGUUCAAAUAUAGAAUUUACUAUUGUCUGCAAUUUCAGGUAUCCACAGUGUGUGUGUAUGUGUGUUGAAACAUACAGGACAGUAUUGUCCAUAUAGAUGAGCUAUUAAGAAAGCAUUUUGAUUUCAUGUGUUGUUCCAGGUGACCAAACCAGAGAUCAUAUUAAUUGCCUGGCUGCAAUUGAUGUGGUCAGUUUUAGCAGUGAACUGAGAAAUCAUGACUGCAGUAGGCAGAAGGAGGGAGAUUUCCUUUUUUCUCAUGCUAUGGUCCUGAACCAUCCUAGCCCCAGCUAUUUCCUUCCUGGAGGAGGGAUGAGUUUUACUAUGAAUGUGGCACAUUCCUUGCAAAGCCUGACUUUCCCCUGCCACGGCUGCUGCUUGAAUAAUUAAUCUUUAAAAUUAGUCAGGUUAAUUUCAAUUUCUGACACAUCCACUGUGGCCUUGUGUUUUCUUUUCCUGAAUGUUACUUUUGUGGCCUGUUAUGGUUUGCCAUAAUUUGUGAUAUGAACAAUGUAAUUUACCUGAAGAAUGAACUUCAAAAAGUGACUUCUUUUUUUUGCAAUGGUGGCUGCACUCUUUGACUCAUGUCACUUUACAUUUCAGUGUUGUACCAAUCCUUACAUCUUCUUUUAUCUAUGCUAACAUACUGGCAUGUGAGUUUUGGAGGACAAACAGUUUGCUUGUAGCAAUGGUAUGGGCCAGUGUGACUCAUGCAAAGAGUAUGUGAUGUCACAAGCAAUGUGACAAAGAACCAAGCUGUGCACCACAUGGACGGCAAACAUAACCAUCUGUGUUCGCUUCCUAUUGUCUCUCUGGAGAUGUUCCUUGGUAGGUCUCACUAUCAGGGCUAUUUUUCUUCCACUGAAUUGGCAUCACAGCCUCAGUAUUUUAUUGCCAGACUUCUCCUCCUUUCCAUGCACUUCAUGCUUACAGUGAUGGUGAAUCCAUUCUGAGCUUUAAUCCAAACUUUAAGAAAGCUAUUCCAGGUCCUAAACCUAUGUUAUUACAUUUUCUGUUUAGCAGGAGUAGGCAUGGAGACAGCACCCAGGAAAUGAUAGGGACAAAUGAGAGGGUGCUUUGGUGGGAGGAGCAGGGAGACACCACACUCUCUAAUGAGCUGGUCUUGUUGACAGAAUUGUAGGUAUUAGGAAUAAAUAGAACUUGGAAAAUUGCUUUUGGAAACUAUGAUUUCUAUAGUUCCCCUCACACUAAUUAAAAUGUAGUUAUUUCCAAGCUCUGGGAAUGGUUGGGAAAUGUGAGAAUUAGUACUGCAUCUUUCAAGCAGAGGGAUCAAAUGGACAUACAAUACAUACAAUAUACAUAAAGCUUGUAACUAAUAUAGAUUGUUCCUAAAGAGCCUGUCGUGAUUGCCACUCCUUUUUUUGGUAGAGUUGUUCUCUUGAGACCGGUUCUUUUAAAAUAACAAGUAACAUGUCUCUUUAAAAUACAAGAUGUUCCGAGGGAUAAUGAGAAUCAUAUUAUGAAAUAAACAUUUCCAGUUGUAACUUC
Molecule: messenger RNA, 4442 nt
Organism: Anolis carolinensis (green anole)
Lineage: Eukaryota; Metazoa; Chordata; Lepidosauria; Squamata; Anolidae
Gene: lurap1
Product: leucine rich adaptor protein 1
Exons: 2
Coding region: 387-1301 (304 amino acids)
Biological process (GO): positive regulation of cytokine production; positive regulation of canonical NF-kappaB signal transduction
Source: RefSeq, a predicted model, not a curated record